UUUUAUCGCAAAAAUCGUUAGCCGUUGUUUAUUAGAUAAAAAAUAGAAUUAAUUCAUUAUAAAAAGUCAAUCAAUAACGCUUAAAAUGCAGUCGGUGCCAACGACUGGAAGAGGAGAUAUUCAUCUUGAUUUAAAACAAGUCAGGGUGGACAUUUGUCUCGGAAUCAGAGAAUGUAGAGAUCGAGGUCUGAUACAGACCGCUAAAUGGCUUGCAGAAUUAAAUUACGCUUUAAAAGAUAAUAAACUGGAACCAGAAGACCUUCCUGAUAAUUAUGAUGACGGCAUUCCUAUGGAGGAGAAAGAAGCAUACAUUUUGGCCAGAACUUACUUUGAUUGUCAAGAAUAUGACAGAGCUGCUCAUUUCCUAGAGAAUUGCACUAGUCCAAAGUGUGUCUUUCUUCUAAGAUACUCACAAUACAUGUCCAGCGAAAAAAAGAGGUUGGAUAACGCUGCAGACUCAGGAACAGAAAAUGCAGAGGCUAAUCAAGUGUUACUGGAUUUACUAUCUUUCUUCAAGGCCAACAAAAACAACCUUGAUGGUUACCUUCUCUACUUAGAGGGUGUUGUUUUGAAGAAAUUGGAAUUGAGAGGCCAAGCUGUUACCGUCUUGCAGAAUGCUGUAGCUGCAGCGCCUACGCUUUGGGCAGCCUGGGUGGAGUUGUCUGGUCUAGCCAAUGAAUAUGAAGCCUUAGACUCCUUACAGUUGCCGGAGCAUUGGAUGAUGUACUUCUUUGCUGCGCAUGCAGCUGUGGAACUAAAGCUGUCUGAUCAGGCGCUGGACGCCUAUUUAGCACUUGUUGGCGGAGGUUUCCACAAGAGUACUUAUGUUACUGCUCAAAUGGCUAUUGCUCAUCAUGAUCGAAGAGAUGUGGAUACGUCAUUGGCAUUAUUCCGGGAACUAUACCAGGCAGACCCAUACCGUCUUGAUAAUUGGGAUGUGUACUCCCAUCUGUUAUAUUUGAAAGAGAAACGGAUGGAAUUGGCUAACUUAGCACAAAGGGCUGUGUCCAUAGAUAAGUAUAGGACAGAAACUUGUUGUGUUAUUGGUAAUUAUUACAGUCUAAGGAGUGAGCACCAAAAAGCUGUUAUGUACUUCCAAAGAGCACUUGCACUGGAUCCCCAGUACCAGUCAGCCUGGAUCCUAAUGGGCCAUGAGUUCAUAGAGUUACAAAACUCCAAUGCUGCUAUACAGUGUUAUAGGCAAGCUUUAGAUGUAAAUAGGAAUGAUUACCGCGCAUGGAAUGGUCUUGGACAAGCGUACGAAAUACUGGGUUUGAAUGGUUACUGCAUAUACUACUACUCGCGCGCCUCACAGUUAAAACCGGAUGAUUCGAGAAUGCUGGUGUCUCUUGGGGAGGCGUACGAGAAAAUGGACAAGAUACCAAACGCCCUCAAGUGUUAUUACAAAGCACACAGUACAGGGGAUAUAGAAGGGAUGGCUCUUUUCAAAUUGGCAAAGUUGUAUGAGAAAUGCAACAUGCCCAAUAGCGCGGCGGCGGCGUACACGGCGGCGUGCCAGGACGCCGCCAACGCGGGCAGCCGCGAGCUGCCGCCGGCGCAGCGCUACCUCGCGCAGUACUACCUGCGCUUCUCGCUGCUCGACCAUGCAGCGCAUUACGCCUACAAGUGCCUGGAGCAUGAGAGCACUAAAGAAGCUGGAAAAAAUAUCCUCAAGACCAUCUCAGAAAAAAGAUUAGCAGCAUCAUCGUCGUCUCAACCGACAAGCUUGCCGGAAGACUUGCCUGAAGCCAUCAAGAACGCGUCAACGGUGUCCAUAUCGAACGAAACCCCAAAGACCCCACUUCCCAGCCCGAACGUCACCCCAGAUAACUUCUCUACCCCAGUGUUCACAAGAAAAAGUAGUAAAUACAAAAUGUAAAGUUCUCCAUGUG
Messenger RNA from Ostrinia furnacalis (Asian corn borer), 1892 nucleotides. RefSeq names its product cell division cycle protein 23. Lineage: Eukaryota; Metazoa; Arthropoda; Insecta; Lepidoptera; Crambidae. Gene Ontology annotation, cellular component: anaphase-promoting complex. The transcript has 7 exons. Gene Ontology annotation, molecular function: protein binding. Bases 86 to 1879 code for a protein of 597 amino acids. The record is from RefSeq and is a predicted model, not a curated record. Gene Ontology annotation, biological process: cell division; anaphase-promoting complex-dependent catabolic process; positive regulation of mitotic metaphase/anaphase transition.